AUGAUUGCCUUCAUGCUCAUCGUGAGCCUCCUCCUGGCUCUGGCUACAGCCAACACCACUGCCAACGCUAUCACCUGCGCCAAUGGCGCUCAUCUCGUCGUUGCCCGCGGCAGCCUCGAGCCUCAGGGCCCUGGUGCGAUGGGGGUCCUCGCUGAGGAAAUCCUCAAGCUUAUCCCUGGGUCUGACAUGGAGGCCCUCGUCUAUCCUGCCCUGUAUGCUGAGUAUGUCGAGUCCCAAACUGAGGGUGUUCGAACCAUGACCUCGGUGAUCCACAACUAUGUCAAGAACUGCCCGGAUACCGACCUUAUCCUCAUGGGAUACUCUCAGGGAGCGCACGUUACCAUGGACACGAUGUGUGGUGCCAGCUCCGAAGGUUUUCCCGGCACCCUUUCUCAGCCAGCCUAUAUCACCGACAACAUUGCCGCCAUCAUUGCCAUGGGUGAUCCAAGUCUCACCGAAGGGCAGCCAUUCCUUGUCGGAACGAGUGAAGGCAGUGGUAUCUUCCCACGUAAACUUCCCAUCGGCUGCAAUGCCAUCGCUAGCAAGACCGUCUCCAUCUGCGACAAGGGCGACCCGUACUGCGAGGCCGGUGGUAAGGAUCUCUCCGUACACUUGAGCUAUAUCAAGAACUACGGAGAGUUCACCGUCGGCCAUGUAGUCAAGGCGUGGAAGUCCCGUAACUGAGAUCGCUUGGGUCACUUCUUGAGAUUGGAGUUUGGGAGUAGAGAGGUUCGUUUUCGGAAUA
Messenger RNA from Fusarium verticillioides 7600, 745 nucleotides. RefSeq lists its product as hypothetical. Gene Ontology annotation, molecular function: hydrolase activity. The record is from RefSeq and is a predicted model, not a curated record. The coding region runs from base 1 to 684 and encodes 227 amino acids. The transcript is spliced from 4 exons. Lineage: Eukaryota; Fungi; Ascomycota; Sordariomycetes; Hypocreales; Nectriaceae.